Messenger RNA from Dracunculus medinensis (Guinea worm), 156 nucleotides. Lineage: Eukaryota; Metazoa; Nematoda; Chromadorea; Rhabditida; Dracunculidae. The record is from the annotation of a GenBank genome assembly.
AUGGCUGCACACAAAACUUUCAUUAUUAAGCGAAAACUCGCUAAGAAGGCGAAACAAAAUAAGCCAAUACCGCAGUGGGCACGAAUGAAAGCUGGAAAUAAAAUUAGGUACAACACAAAAAGACGACACUGGCGCCGUACCAAGCUGAAGUUAUAG